UGAUGGUGUCCAAGCCACCUGUCUGUAGCAACGUGAUCGAGUUACUGGAGUGGUUUGACAUGGGUCAUCAAUUCAUCAUGAUCAUGGAACGGCCCAGUCCCAGUAUGGACCUCCUGAAAUUCAUGGAGCUUCAGAAAGGUUCCCUGUCUGAAGCACAGGCUCGUGAAAUCAUGGCGCAGGUGUUUCGGGCGGCUCGUCACUGCUGUGACCGUGGAGUGGUACACCGAGACAUCAAGGCCGAGAAUAUCAUCAUCAACCCCGAAACUCUGGAAGUGAAACUCAUUGAUUUUGGCUGUGCGGAAUUGCUGAAGGACACCCCCAGCAACGAUUUUUUCGGCACUGUGUUCUUUGCACCUCCUGAGUGGAUAUUCCAUGGAGGGUACAUGGGCGUUCCUGCUACCAUCUGGGGUCUGGGCAUACUUCUGUUUCACGUCCUCAGUGGAGACCUCCCCUUUGCAUCACCAGAUGACUUAAAUGAUGGGUACCUGAAUGCACUUCCUGACUUGUCUCAAGAGUGCUUCCAGCUGCUAAUGUGGUGCCUGGAAUUUAACCCUGAAACACGCCCAACUUUCCAGCAAUUGGCCAGGCACGAGUGGUUUACUGGAGGCAGUUCAGGACAAAGUCAAGAUUCCUCCUAAAACCAAAGAUCUCAUAAAACACACCUACACACCUACACACACACACACACACACAUAUACAGUAUACAGUGAGGGAAAAGAAUUAUUUGAUCCCCUGAUUUUGUACGUUUGCCCGCUGACAAAGAAAUGAUCAGUCUAUCAUUUUAAUGGGAGGUUUAUUUAAACAGUGAGAGACAGAAUGACGACAAAAAAAUCCAGAAAAAUGCAUUUUAAAAAAGGUAUACACUGAUUUGCAUUUUAAAGAGUGAAAUAAGUAUUUGACCCCUUCUUAAAACAUGACUUGUACUUGGUGGCAAAACCCUUGUUGGCAGUCACAGAGGUCAGACGUUUCUUGUAGCUGGCCACCAGGUUUGCACACAUCUCAGGAGGGAUUUUGUCCCACUCCCUUUUACGGAUCCUCUCCAAGUCAUUAAGGUUUCGAGCUGAACCUUCAGCUCCCUCCACAGAUUUUCUAUGAGAUUAAGGU
Molecule: messenger RNA, 1104 nt
Organism: Hemibagrus wyckioides
Lineage: Eukaryota; Metazoa; Chordata; Actinopteri; Siluriformes; Bagridae
Product: serine/threonine-protein kinase pim-3-like
Exons: 4
Coding region: 3-638 (211 amino acids)
Biological process (GO): negative regulation of apoptotic process; protein autophosphorylation; regulation of mitotic cell cycle
Cellular component (GO): cytoplasm
Molecular function (GO): protein serine/threonine kinase activity; ATP binding
Source: RefSeq, a predicted model, not a curated record